ACAAGUGACACAAAGCAAGGUGUGGGUCCAGAGUGUGUCUGUGGGCCACAGUGUGAGUGGAAGUCUGACAUGCAAACACCAGGCAGAGAUUUCAACAAUCUAAGUGGUCACAGCUACUCAGACAUGGUGGACACCCAGCAGCUCCUUGCUUGGCCUGUUGGUUUUAGUCUGAGCACCGUGGACCUGCCAGAGUUCAACGACAGCUCCCACUGCCUUGACAUGAAACAUUUGUCCACAUCAGACUACGCUUCCAUUUCCUCCUCUUCCAUACCUUCCUCCUUGUCUCCCCCACUUGUGUCUUCGAUGUCGUCCACUGGCAUGGCCUACGACCCUAGUCCGCCACAGAGCGAGGACCACCUGACCAACAUGGACUAUACAAACUUGCACAGCUACAGGACAGAACUAGACACCCACAGUUCAGUCAAGUUGGAGCCAGAUUCACCCCCUCAGUACUCGGACAGCCCCGUGUUCUCCAAGCUGCCAGAAGACACGCCAUCAUCAUCGUUGAACAUCGAGUGUAGAGUGUGUGGGGACAAAGCCUCAGGGUUUCACUAUGGCGUUCAUGCCUGCGAGGGCUGUAAGGGUUUCUUCAGGCGCACUAUUAGGUUAAAGUUGGUGUACGAUCACUGCGACCUUCACUGUCGCAUUCACAAGAAGUCCCGCAACAAAUGCCAAUACUGUCGUUUCCAGAAGUGCCUCAACGUCGGCAUGUCGCAUAACGCCAUCCGUUUUGGCCGAAUGCCCCAAGCAGAAAAGGAGAAGCUGCUGGCCGAGUUCUCAUCUGACAUGGAGCACAUGCACCCAGAGGCAGCAGAUCUGAGGGCUCUGGCUCGACAUCUGUACGAGGCCUAUCUGAAAUACUUCCCCCUCACCAAGGCCAAGGCCAGGGCCAUCCUUUCUGGGAAAUCCGGAGACAACGUGCCUUUUGUCAUCCAUGACAUUAAGUCUCUUAUGGAAGGAGAGCAGUUAAUCAACAAUGGGCAGACAUCUUUUCAGGAGCAGCAGAUUGCCACAGCUGGACAUGGAGUUUCUGGAAUCGCUGGAGCCCUCUCAAGUCCAGAUUGUAAUGUUUUCGGGAUGGCCAGCAACAUUGGAUCAGAACCACCGGAUGGCGUGGAGCUUCGUUUCUUCUACAGCUGCCAGUCACGCUCAGCAGAAGCAGUGAGGGAAGUGACAGAGUUCGCCAAAAGCAUCCCGGGAUUUGUUAACCUGGACCUCAACGAUCAAGUAACUUUACUGAAAUAUGGAGUAAUUGAAGUCCUGAUCCUGAUGAUGUCUCCUCUGAUGAACAAAGAUGGCACCCUGAUCUCUUAUGGACAGAUUUUCAUGACGCGGGAGUUCCUCAAAAGUCUCAGGAAACCUUUUUGUCAAAUGUUGGAACCAAAGUUUGACUUUUCCGUGAAGUUUAACACUCUGGAGCUGGACGACAGCGACAUGGCGCUCUUUCUGGCUGUUAUUAUCCUCAGUGGGGACCGGCCGGGCCUGCUGAACGUGAAGCCCAUCGAGCAGCUUCAGGAGACAGUGCUUCACUCCCUGGAGCUGCAUCUGAAAAUAAACCACCCAGACUCUCUGCAGCUGUUCGCCAAGGUGCUCCAGAAGAUGACGGACCUCCGUCAGAUGGUCACAGACCACGUCCAGCUCAUCCAGCUGCUGAAGAAGACUGAGGUGGACAUGUUCUUACAUCCCCUGCUGCAGGAAAUCAUGAAGGACUUGUACUGAAAAUGAAAAGAGAAUUUUUAAAAAAAGGACAAAGUAGAGGCGUGAGCUGUUUGGUUUGCAAGUGAACUGAUUGAAAUUGACAAGAGAAGAGCAGGAAAAGUGAAAAUAAAGGAAAGAAGUACUGAAUCUCAGCUUGUAUAGUAUACAUGUGUGCAACCUAUGGUGCACAGUCAUUUUGUUAUGAGUUCCCGUGUAAGUUUCAAGUAUCACGUACUGCAGCAGUCAACGUUAUACUGGAGCUUGGUAUGAAACCAUGUUUAUGUCUGCACAGCCAGCACUGUAUGCCUUAAAGAUGGAUAUCUUCUUUCACUUGCCAUGUCAUGAAUGUUGCUUAGGAGCAGGUUCUUAUGUAAUGACCACCGAGAGCAGCUGGAGCACAAUAAAGCUCACAAAUGUCUAACAUCGAGAGCAGUUGUUUACAUCAGGAUAAAGGGCUGAUGUCCAACAGAAAUCAGAGACCUAGAUGCCCACGAGAAACAAAAGGUGACGCACAAUGUUGACGUUAUCUAACAAUGAAGCCAUGGUUGCUAUAAAGUGCCUUUAAAAUCUUUUCGUAAGAAUGAAUGUACAUCUGUGUAAAAUUAAUGUUAUAUAGUAACUUUUGCUGUUUCCUCUUUUUUUUUUUGCAUAAAAUCUGACAGAAACUUUCUAUUGAGCCAUAUUUUAUUACAAAUUCUGAAAUUUGGUCAGGUUGAUAAUUUUUACUGUGAAGUUUUUUGGGGGCUCUGCAGACAAAGAGAUUGGAUUAAUACCGCUGGGGGAAAUAUAUGAAGCAAUUAUAUGUAAAUAAAAUAUUUUAUAACUUUUUACGUAAGUCUGUUUUUUUUUUUUUUUGCCCGAAUGGCAUUUGACUCGACAAUAUUAAAGAAUUUCCAGGCAUUUGUUUUCCUCCCCCUUGAGGCCUUUCCAGUCAGUCGAAAUGCAAUCUGCUGUUGUGACAUCAAGUCCCGCACUGUUUGCUACACCUGAAUUUUGCUGAACCGCACCUGAGCAGCAUGUUCUGUGGAUGGGAAUUUCACCAGCUUGCGAAAUAAAAAUCAGUUUCACGUU
This is a messenger RNA of Oryzias latipes (Japanese medaka), 2769 nucleotides long. NCBI's taxonomy places the organism in Eukaryota, Metazoa, Chordata, Actinopteri, Beloniformes, Adrianichthyidae. The record is from RefSeq and is a predicted model, not a curated record.